AACAAUGAGAGACCAAAAAGAAAAGGCAAAUUCAUCAGAUAUUUAUCGACGAAACAAGGACGAAUCUCAAGUUGCUCUCUCUCUCUCUCUCUCAAAGUUUCGACAUGGCAAAAUUCUGCGCUCACGUCUAGGGUUUCUCACUCCAAGAUCUGUUCAUCACUCACAUUAAUUUCAUGUGGUCAAUGCAAGGAGGUGUUGCAAAGUUCAAUCAAAGUAGCUGAUAAAAAUGUUUCAAUUGGGAUUUGAUCCUUUCACAAGAGCAAUAGGGGAUAUUUAACUCAUUAGCCAAAUUUAUAUUGGAUAGUUUUGGAGUGGAGAAGCUUUCAAUAUAUUCCAAGAUAGCAGAAUAAACCACCGGCUAGUUCAAGGAUGGGAAAGGACGUAUCACUUUAUGUAUUAAGUUUUACCGGACUCACUAGUGCCCUAUAUGCAUCAAGAAAAGCAUUUGAAAAAAUCAAUGCAAUACAUACUGUAGCUUUGAUCCGAAUUUUGAAUGGUCAAUUAUUGAGUGUUUUGAAGACUGUAUGAGAUGCAUUGAAUCAUUGAUGUUGUAAAAAUGCUGUAUAAGUACCAUCACAUCACAGAUAAAUAUCUUUCAAUGUUUGAAGAGUAUACAUAGGAUUUGGAAGAGCUAGAUUUGUGUAUUUGUCUUAUUGAAGAUUAAAAGCAUCUUUGUAAUCUUGUUGGUCAAAUAAACUCAACAUCAAUUUAGCGGCCCUGGCAUGCGCUCUCUUUAAUAAUCACACCCACCAACUAGUUAUGGAUGACCAGGAAGAGUCUGUCUUAUUUGAGACUUGCAAGCUGGUGGCAUUGCUAAAGGUUUAGGCAUUCAUUAAGAAAUGCUUAGAUUCACUUUGAUGUAUCAUAUUAGGAAAACCUGAUUGUGAGCAAACAGUAUCAGGCCUUGAUGGGUGUUUGAUAUUAUUGCCAAAGCUUGUUAUCCCAAUAAACCUUACAAAACUAUCUUCUCUGGAGGACAUUAUAUGAACUUAUAGGAUAUUCAUUCAACCCUGACUUUUGACUUUCACACAACUGCUGAUGCUGUGCUAUUUAGAUUCUGUUUUCAUGUUAAUCUGGCUCGUCAGGGAAUUAUACAUCCUUGAAUUCCCCCACUGGCAGUGAUCGCACCCUUCUUUUAAAGUUUUUUUGAAGGGAGGUUUCAUUGACUUGGGGACAUGGAGUAAAAAGGAGAACUUGGUGCCAUAAAGUUCGCUAUAUGUGUUCAAGGGAACAAAGAUGAUGAAAGAUGUGGGAAAAUGGGACAGAUAUAUAAAGCUUCACGCUAGGCUAUAUUAUUGGAGGUCAUGCAUAGCUACGUUUUUUAUUGGCCUUUGCCUCCUUGGCUAAAGUCUAGCAUCCUCUUUCUGUGGAAGGAGGAUUUCUUCCGCUGUAAUGGAGAACACCAAAUUCCCUUCUUGCCCACUUAAUAUAUUUCUAAGUAACUGGGUUGUUUUGUUAUAAUAAAUAUAUUUGUUCGGAAAAAUCAAGGAAAUUGAAUCACUGACACUGUUGACUUUUGACAAAACUAAUGGAAAAGAAAACAAAGUAAAGUAAUACCAAAUCUCCCAGCCAAAGGGAAAACCUGUGGUCCCCCCCUAUUAAGAUAUUUUUCUCUUACUAUCUUUCUUGCAAUAAGUGGUAGAAAAUCCUGUCGGUUCCUUUUGUGAAUUCAACCAAUCUGUGUGUUGUACUCUAUGAUGUCUAAGCCCAAUACAAUACUUGACACACAACUGAUUUUAUCAUAGAACUUGGAAAAAACAGUAACUGAUUUUUUUUGUCUCAGUGCAUUAUAUGCAUAUGAAAUGAAUAGAAUUUUCAGCUAGUGGUUUCUCUAUGGGAUAUAUAUGUUCUUUGCUGUUUCUUUAUUGAAGUUUCUUGUGUAUUCUUUGCUUGUUUUUGCUGUUAGGGAGGAUUGUGGUCCGUGGAUCCUCACGAUCUAUAUCAGAUGGUUGAUUAUUUGUCUUGACUCUUUAGUUGUUGGUGCAAAACUUUGGUUAGGGUUAACUAUUGAAGAGUUGUAGUUUUGUUGCAAUUACCUGCUUUGAUACUUUAAUUUUUUCUUUUUGGUCUUGGGGAUGCCCUACCACUUGGAUGGGGGGCAUUGGGACGUGAUCAAACCUCUCCAACAGACCACAUAGUUGCAUUAUAUCCUGUGUCAACUGAUCCAACUCUCUCUAGCUUGAUACUUGAUGUUUUAUUUGCUAGAUUGGUCUAUUAUUUAUUUUAUAAUUUCUGUGUAAUUUUCCUUGUACCUUAUAGUCCUUUAGUGCUUAAAAGUUAGUUGAAGAACGAGUAGAUUUUAAGUUUUGGGUGAUUUAUUUGCUGUUGUUAAUUCAGAGCACACUGUAUUAUCAAAGAGAGGCUUUAUUGUUGACAUGAGUGGAACCGACAGAAAGCGCUCUUCAAAGUGGGAUUUGGGCGAUGAGCUUGAAUUCUCACCUGGUAGCAAGCAAAUGCGGCCUGGGUGGUCUUCUGCAGAUGUUGCUGGUAGAAAUAGUUCAAAACGGGCUUAUUCACAAGGAAAUGAUAAAUUAAGACCUGUUAUGGGAUUUUCAUCAAAGGAAUUUUCUGGAGGCAGAGGUUCAAAUAAGGACGGUGAUUUGAAUAAAGAUCAUAGAGUUGUGGAUACAAGAAGAGAAUGGGACACUGAUGGAAAUUACAGCAAAAAGAUGUCUCCUUGGCCAGAGGAACGGAAACAGCAGAGGCAUAGUCAAUCCCCCAAUAAUGGUUGGAGCAGGAGCAGUCGGAGCCGGAGCCGGAGCCCUCCUCGUGGUUUUAGGAGCAGUCGAAGCCGGAGCCCUCGUGGUUUUAGGUGGGAUUCAGGAGUCGACGAUAGAAAAAGGAUGAGGGUUGGAGGAUCAACACAACCAUGCAGAGAUUUUCCUGCUGGUAAAUGCAGAAGAGGCAGUCUUUGCAAUUUUCUACAUGAUGAUAACCAAAAUCAUGAUAAUAGUUGGGAAAGUAAGCACUGGGAAGAUGGAGCUCCUAGAUAUUCUGCUCCUCAUGAGAGCGUGGACCAUUCUCUUAAGAGUGGUAGAUCUAAUGAAGCCUGUAUAAAUUUUGCAAAAGGCAGGUGUAGAAUGGGAGCAUCUUGCAAGUUUGUGCAUGAUGACGACUCUGAUGGAUAUGGUAAAGUUUCUAUGGAUGAAUUCACUAGAGAAAGAGAAAUCAACAGAAGGCAUAGAGAUAGUUCUUUUGAGCAGGGUGGCGGGCAUGCGCCUAACCGCACUAGUGAUACUCCUUGCAAAUUUUUUGCUAAUGGCAAUUGUCGUAAUGGUAAAUAUUGUAGAUUUGCUCAUGAUAAGCAAGCAUGUAGGAGCCCUAAUAGAAGAUUAAGGGAUGAUAGACGGGCCAGCAAUCCAAGUGGAGAUCGUCAAAUGUUGGAUAGACGAAAAUCGAGCAAUUCCAUCAGUCCUGAUAGAAGGCUUAAAGAUGAUAAGCGGGGUUUGGAUGGCGAUGUGGCUGAUCCAGAUAUAGUUGGGGACAGUCCAAAGCAGAACGAUACAGUUUCUGUAACUGAUACAGCAAAGCUGAUCGAGAACAAAAGUGGAAAUGUCGGUGCCACAGAGCGAGGAUCUACUGCUUGGCCUAUGACGGAUGGAUGGGAUCAUGGUUUAGAUAAGAGCAGACUGCAUGGUAAACCAUCAAUUUCGAGUGAUAAGAAGGAAGCCGAUCGUUGGAUAGCAGAAAAUACUGGUGCCAACAUGCAUGGCUCCCAGCCAAUAGGUACAGACAUUUGGCCGGGUGAUGCAGAAAUGUCUCCUGAUUGGAAUUAUAGGAUGGGAUCUUCCAGUCAUAUGGAAGAACCUGGACAGAAUAAGCAUGGGAUAAGCCAGGGUGGUACUUAUUUAUCUACCUCUGAACACAGCAAAAUACAAGUUGCUCCAGGACAAGGCAUCAAUCAGAUUACUCAGAAUGUAAAUCCUUUGCAUACUUCCAGCUCUCAUGCAAUUGGGCAAAGUCAAGUGGCCGUUCCCAUUCUUCCUUCAAGAGAAGGAAUUGUUGAUGCUAUGCACAGCCAAGAAGUCUGUACUGAGAAAAAGUACACCAUGGAACCUAAUAUCAUGGAUCCAGGCUUAUCUCAUGUUAGUUCAAGAAACCCUUCAACUCAGAAUGAAGUAAGCAAUGAACAGCUUGCUCAACUCACCAAUCUCUCAGCCUCUCUAGCUCAUAUCCUUGGAGCAGGUCAGCAGCUGCCGCAGCUAUAUGCUGCUUUAAAUUCUCAUGAUUUAAAGGACAGUCCUUCCCUAGCAAAAACUCAAGUGCCUGCAAUACCUGUUUCGAUUGCAUGCUUCAAACCAGAUCCAGCUGUUGGACUCCCGAAGCCGUAUGAUCCAAUGCAUGAUAGUAUUGAGCAAAAGAACGCGGAUGCAAGUGGGGUGCUCCCAGCUAUUCCUCAAAGUAAAAAUAUUGCUGAAGUAGAAACUCUCUCGCAGUUGUCUAAAUCUGGAAGACAAAAUUGUGGUGAUUCUAUUAAGGCUGCCUCCUCAGAAUUUGUCAAGAGUGAUAAUCUAAUCCAGUUGCAGCCUGGUCAAAACACAGUGGUUAACAAGGAUAACAAUGAAGAGGUUGCUAAGGAAAGGCAAAGCUCUCAAGAUGGUCAUCAUAAAAGUACAAAAGAAAAUGGUCCGCAAAAUAUGGACCAAAAUGGUGGGCCUGACGAUGCCAAUAAAGCAAAGGAUAUGAAAGGGAUUCGUGCAUUUAAAUUUGCACUGGCUGAGUUUGUUAAGGAGCUUCUGAAACCAACAUGGAAAGAAGGUCAAAUCACUAAAGAAGAUUAUAAAACAAUUGUGAAGAAAGUUGUUGAUAAAGUAACUGGUACCAUGCAGGGGGCCAAUAUUCCUCAGACACAAGAAAAAAUUGACCACUAUUUGUCAUUUUCAAAACCAAAGCUCAACAAACUUGUUCAGGCAUAUGUGGAGAAGGUUCAGAAGUCUUAGUGCAAUUAUAGAAACGGCUGCCAAAUUUACUCGGUGUUUAUUCUCUUCAAUGUGUACUUUUGCUUCUUAACUCUGGAAUUCUUUUGCCCAUUGUUCGUGUACCUUGCUCCUUAUCUUUGCAGCUCUUGUGUACGUUUAAGAGCUUUCUUUUUGGGUGUUAAUCGUUUUUCUUUGUUUUUGCGGGAUGAAUAUGUUGGGUGUCUGUGCUGUUAGUUUGCAACUUCAAUGUUAGGCAAUUGGUAUGUGGGUUUUUCUUUUUCAAAACCAGUUUAUUGUAAUCAUAGGAGACACCUGUUUUAUUCCCUUUCUGAAACAGAAAGAAAUGGAACCAAAAGCUGAUGAGGCCUUCCAAUUGGAUGUUAAUUCUUUCAAGCUGUUGUAUCCUUUAAACGGAAGGUCUCGAUUCUCAAUAGUAUGGUUGUGUGGCAGUCGUUCUUUAUUUCUAUUCAUAAUUCUAAACAUUUGGCAGUACGAACUUCUUUUGUUAGAAUAUAUAAGCAUUACUAUAAUCUUGAA
This is a messenger RNA of Cicer arietinum (chickpea), 5456 nucleotides long. Its product is annotated as zinc finger CCCH domain-containing protein 38-like. Gene Ontology annotation, molecular function: metal ion binding. The record is from RefSeq and is a predicted model, not a curated record. NCBI's taxonomy places the organism in Eukaryota, Viridiplantae, Streptophyta, Magnoliopsida, Fabales, Fabaceae.